UUGUGUUAUUUGACUGAGCCGCUGCCAAACAGUUACCACGGUUCGAUUUUAUUGCUUCUGUUCAAAAUGCAAAUAUUUGAUCUGCUGCAGUAUCUCUUAGUCCUGCAGAUUACUUACACUGUUGCUGACAGGGCCUCGUUCACAGUGAACCAGAUUCCUGAGCAGGUGACGAAGACAAAGGGUGAAAAUGUGUCAAUUUACUGCACCUACCCAAUCUUCGCUCAGAACUCACUGGUGGAUGUUUAUUGGAGGAAAGGGGGACAAAAACAAUUUAUAGAUGCCACUGCAGACAGAAGGAUGAGUAUUAUAACUUCAGAGCAAGGUUCUGCCGAAUUCCAUAUCCUCGGGGUGAGCUUCGGUGACUCUGGAAUCUAUUAUUGCAGUGUGAGAGACUGGACAAGAAAAUUUUCCCAAGGCAAUGGCACGAACGUUAUUGUACACGUUCCGCCAGCUCCGUUGAAAAUCACCGAAGUGAACGCUCCUUCCGCGGCUCUGACGUGCACAACUGCUGCUUUUUUCCCGAAGGACUAUAAGCUCAUAUGGUACAAAAAUGAAUUCAAAAUCACUUCAGGAAUGCAUACCACACGAAUGCAGAACGAGGAGGGAUUAUAUCUCGUUUCAAGCUCCCUCAAUGUAACAGAAAGCGGGUAUGUUUAUACUUGCCAGGUGUUUCAUGAAUCUAUGAAGGAGCCAGCUUCCGAGUCAUACAGAAUCAUAUUGGAAAGCAGAGACAAGUUCAUCUUAAUCCUCACGGGUGCAUUUGCAGCAUGCGGAGUCAUUAUCCUCGCGCUGUUGUUACUUAUCAGACGUUUCAGAGUAGACAAGACUGAAGUUGUAGCCGAAAGUGAUGAGAACUUAAGUCGCUACCUGGAAAAUCAGAUCAUCCAAGGAACUGAAGAUACACUUAUGUAUGCAUGUGUGGAUCUCGCCGCUUCUCAGAAAAACGCAAGAAGAGUGCAAAAGACUCAUGAGACCGAGUAUGCAGGAAUAAAGAUAAAGGAAGAGGCUAGAAAUAUGGAAACGAAAAGAGCAACUUAUAGUUAUUGAUAAUUGUAUUACUCGUUACUGGCCAUCGUGGUGUCGAGGAGUUGUUACUGUUUCGUAAUAACUGUGGAGUAAGCAAAGGAUUUUAAUGAGAAAUCACCAAUUCCAACAAAACAAAAAAAAAAAAAACUACGAUUAAUGGACCACUGAAUAGGAAAUCGUGUUCAGCACAGCAGGUGUAUAGAAACGAAAUCCCUAUUAGCAGCAUUGGGCGCGCAUCACACGACACUUUACAAUAUAAUCACCAGUUCAAAUACAUUUUAACUGUUGGUUGUAGCUGCCUCCAUUACCUUCCGGGCAGCUCAUUCCAAAUAAACUACACCCUAUGACUCACAUACGCACUCUUGUUUUAAAUUCCGCCCUCUAAUUUUGAACAGUUGUUCCCAAGUUACACUGUCUGUCUGUCACAACCGGAGCGUUGAAGGCAGAACCAAAUGCCAUACACAAACACUGAAGUACUACGAGCAGGACAGGACUAGAGACUAGACCUGUUAACCCAGCAAGGGACGUAACUGGAGGCAGACUAGGAGCUGAGACAAGAACACAAACUUUG
Mobula hypostoma (lesser devil ray) is the source of this 1597-nucleotide messenger RNA. RefSeq names its product tyrosine-protein phosphatase non-receptor type substrate 1-like. Lineage: Eukaryota; Metazoa; Chordata; Chondrichthyes; Myliobatiformes; Myliobatidae. The coding region runs from base 67 to 1047 and encodes 326 amino acids. Gene Ontology annotation, cellular component: plasma membrane. The transcript is spliced from 6 exons. The record is from RefSeq and is a predicted model, not a curated record.